UAGAAACGAGAAAGAGGGCGUCAAGAUAUAAGCGAACUUUAAAAAAAAAAGUUUGGUCCUGUUUCUUCGGGGAAAGUAAACUUUGCGACUCUCUGCAUUGCAAGAAAUUUCGCCUCUUUUUGUAUGCCGUGUAUUUAGUGCAAUUUAAGCGAAGCUCACCAGAUGUUCAAAAUCGAUAUCAUUUUAAAGCAAUUAAAACGCUCGAUUCGCUCGAGGUUGGACUGAGCAGUUAACUGCUUUUGCCAGCAACAAGUUAGAUGGAAAAAUAAUAGGCUGUUUUCUUUGGCAUUUUUGGAAUUUGAUCCAUUAAAUGUUAUUCAGCUGCUGUGAAGAGAUACAUUCUAUAACGAACAUUAUAACAGGUUUUAUUUGUUGACCAUAAUAUUUUCUCUCAAGGACACAAGCGUUGAAACUGUAAUUCGUGGACACGCCUCAUAGAACACAGGCAACAUGUCAGUACUCCUGGCUGGACUUUUCCUCCUCCACGUCACCACUGUCAUCCUUCUCCUCAUUGCCACCAUCGACAAUGCAUGGUAUUUCACAGACACAGUAUCCAGGGAUCUGUGGGCGCAGUGGGAGUUCAACGGUGCAGCCUGGAACUACACUGAAAUUGAAAACGAUAAUUUCCAAGAAUACCUUCACGCAGUGCAGGCCAGUGCGGUGCUGUCCUGUAUAUUCUCCAUCCUGGGGCUCUUUGUGUUUGUGGUUCAGCUCUUCACUCUGGGCAAGGGGCAGAGGUUCACCUUCUCAGGUGUCUUCCAGCUCAUCUCCUGCCUGUGUAUAAUGAUUGCUGCCUCCAUCUAUGCGGACAUCUUUUACGAGAGAGAGAAGACCGGCCGGUUUGGACACUCCUUCGUCCUGGCCUGGAUCUCCUUCGUCUUCUCUUUAAUCUCCAGCCUCAUCUACUUUGUCCUACGCAAGAAGUCCGACUGAGCUGGUGUGACCCAGCCGGUUCAGCCAGCUAAGGCCCAAGAGUUGAGGGGAAAAAAAUAGGUCAAAUUAAUUUUCAUGUAGAAACUGUUAAAAGGCAGGGUGCAUAAGAGAGGUGUUUUGCUUUAUCCUUUUGUUUUUUUUUUUUCCAUAUCUGAAUCAUUCCUCAUUUUUAGAAACAGUCUGUGGAGAUCAAAGCCCUAAAACAGACACAGGAGGAUAUAAUCGAAUGAAAGCAAGAAGGCAGAGACAAAAGAUGGAGACACACUGCCUCAAGAAUACAUACUCCUAACUCACAUUUUUCCAUCCUGCUCACAUUCUCAUUCUUUUUGUUCCCAUCAGGAAACAUUCCUAGAUCUGAGAUAAAAUAUGAGCAUGUGAAAACAGAGACUGAAAGAGCUCGGUUAAGAAAAAAGGAGUGGAAGAUUGUAGAUGAUGGUUAAGGAGAAGAGGUGAAGGGGAAGGGAAUGAGGAGCUGGAUGAAGAUCAGGAUGUUGUACAGUUGUACAGUGGCUGCAGGGCCUUAAAGCUACAUAUAUCUCAUACACUUAAAGCUACAUAAAAACCACACCAGCAGCACAAGUGAUGUGCGGUCAGAAUCUCAGGUUUGCCCACGUUUCUAAACAGAGUGACUGAAAACAUCUGAUUUUUCAUUUCUUUAAUUGACGCGGUCAAGACAGGGCCCAACUGAUACAAAGCGAAUGGAAUUUUGGGGUUGUUUAGGCAUAAAGAUGGUGGGGAGGGAGCAGCCUUAUGUUAGCGGAUCAGGAGAACAGAUACUCUUGGCCUAUGGAAUUUCUCCACAAAUGUAUGAAGUAUUAGAUCUAGUGUUGUCCUUCUGUAUAAAUGGAGAAUAGCUUUUUCCUCCAAAAAUUGAGUUUUCCUUUUAAAUAAUGACAUUUAAAUACCACUAAGCUAUUUUUAUACUGUUGACUCUUCUGUUCUGAGCAGCAUAUGCUGAUUUGAGUUUCUAGAGGAGAACGUUAUGGUUAAUUGAAAAA
Molecule: messenger RNA, 1931 nt
Organism: Megalops cyprinoides (Indo-Pacific tarpon)
Lineage: Eukaryota; Metazoa; Chordata; Actinopteri; Elopiformes; Megalopidae
Gene: emp1a
Product: epithelial membrane protein 1
Exons: 5
Coding region: 451-933 (160 amino acids)
Cellular component (GO): plasma membrane
Source: RefSeq, a predicted model, not a curated record